Molecule: messenger RNA, 3417 nt
Organism: Xenia sp. Carnegie-2017
Lineage: Eukaryota; Metazoa; Cnidaria; Anthozoa; Malacalcyonacea; Xeniidae
Exons: 28
Coding region: 1-2175 (724 amino acids)
Biological process (GO): spliceosomal snRNP assembly
Cellular component (GO): SMN complex
Molecular function (GO): RNA helicase activity; RNA binding
Source: RefSeq, a predicted model, not a curated record
AUGGAAGAAUUGGAUGCCGCCGAUAGGGAGAUCUUCGCACAUGUACAGAACACCACAUUCUCUCAAGAACUAAAACUGUUUGCAGUUCUAGGAAAUAGUAACGAGCUUGACAAAGCACUACUCAGAAAAUCAGGAAUCUCCAUCCGACAAUUAAAUCCAAUGAUGGUGAACGGCUUACUAAAGGUUGGAGGCAGGCUUGGUAAUGCGCCAAUCAACGGGAAAUCAAAACAUCCUAUUAUUCUACCCUUCAAGCAUCCCGUCACGGAUAUGAUAAUUCGUCAACAUCAUGCUGAAGUAGGUCAUAUGGGUCAAGAAUCCGUCUUAUCAUCACUAAGAAAGGAAUUCUGGAUAAUUAAAGGAAGAACAGCAGUUCGACGCGUAGUACGAAGUUGCCUAGCUUGUCAAAGAAGAAAGGCUCGUUUGGGUGAGCAGCUAAUGUCAGAUCUACCAGAAAGCCGAGUGACACCCCAAAAACCUCCCUUUACUAUAGUAGGAAUCGAUUAUUUUGGACCCAUGCUGGUGAAAAGAGACUCGAUGAUCAACGCUCUCAGGAGAUUUAUUAGCAUGCGAGGAUGUCCCGAGCAAAUCAGGAGUGAUAGAGGAACAAAUUUUGUGAGUGCUAACAAGGAAUUGAACAAAGGAAUUGAAGAAUGGGAUCAAGAGAGAAAGAAAUGGUACACACCGAGACGGAAUCUUAAAAAGGGAGAUCUAGUACUUGUAGCUGACGAAAACUACCCAAGGGGACAAUGGCCGUUAGGUCUCGUUGUAGAAGCAAUAGCAAGUAAUGACGAAAAACAAGGCAGGAUUUUGAAUGAAAGAGGAUGGAUUAAAGAGGAAGAAAAACAAGGCAGGAUUUUGAAUGAAAGAGGAUGGAUUAAAGAAGGAGAAAAACAAGGCAGGAUUUUGAAUGAAAGAGGAAGGAUUAAAGAGGAAGAAAAACAAGGCAGGAUUUUGAAUGAAAGAGGAAGGAUUAAAGAGGAAGAAAAACAAGGCAGGAUUUUGAAUGAAAGAGGAUGGAUUAAAGAGGAAGAAAAACAAGGCAGGAUUUUGAAUGAAAGAGGAUGGAUUAAAGAGGAAGAAAAACAAGGCAGGAUUUUGAAUGAAAGAGGAAGGAUUAAAGAGGAAGAAAAACAAGGCAGGAUUUUGAAUGAAAGAGGAUGGAUUAAAGAGGAAGAAAAACAAGGCAGGAUUUUGAAUGAAAGAGGAUGGAUUAAAGAGGAAGAAAAACAAGGCAGGAUUUUUUUUAGGAAUGAAAGAGGAUGGAUUAAAGAGGAAGAAAAACAAGGCAGGAUUUUGAAUGAAAGAGGAUGGAUUAAAGAGGAAGAAAAACAAGGCAGGAUUUUUUUUAGGAAUGAAAGAGGAUGGAUUAAAGAGGAAGAAAAACAAGGCAGGAUUUUGAAUGAAAGAGGAUGGAUUAAAGAAGGAGAAAAACAAGGCAGGAUUUUGAAUGAAAGAGGAUGGAUUAAAGAGGAAGAAAAACAAGGCAGGAUUUUGAAUGAAAGAGGAUGGAUUAAAGAGGAAGAAAAACAAGGCAGGAUUUUGAUUCAUCAUUAUUUUUGCACAAUACCAAGUCAUUCUCUCCCACAUAAAACAUUUGAUGAAAAGGUUAUUCAUUUACUGGUUAUGUUGUCACAGAUAUCUUUCCAUCAAUGCCUUAUCUUUUCUAACUAUCAAAUAAGAGCAAAGAAUUUGAGUGAAACUUUGGCUAAAAUUGGAUUUCCUUCUACACAUAUUUCAGGUGGUCAAGGGCAAAAUGAACGUCUUGAUGCAAUGAGGAAGUUGAAGCAGCUCAAAUGUCGUAUUUUGAUAUCAACAGGUCUUAUGUCUCGUGGCAUCGAUGCUGAACGUGUGAACCUUGUGAUUAACACGGAUCUUCCACGUGACUCUGAGACAUAUUUACAUAGAGUUGGGAGGGCUGGACGUUACGGAUCGUAUGGCGUGGCCAUAAAUUUCGUGGCCGCAGGAAAAGAGGAAUCAAGUUUGAAAGACAUCGAAAUUAAAUGUGGAAUAAACUUCGAUCCUUUGCCAGAUGGACUCUCUUGCUUUAUUCCUGACCAUACGAGUGUCGGUUGGCUCACCGCAUUUUCACUGUUGACAGGAGUGAUGGAGGAUCUUGAACUGGCUCUCUCGCUCCAACUGUUGAGCCAAGUGUUUGUAAUUCAGGCCAACUGGUGAGCCAAGUGUUUGAAGUUACAAACUUGCCAGGAUUCGUGGUAAUAAACAGAGUAGUGGAAAACUGACAAAUAUUUCAAUGAGAUCUGAGUUUUCAGAUGACGAUGUUGAUGAAAAUGUUGGAGAUGAGACACCGCCAGAUGAAUUCUUUUUCAUUCUGAAGAAAAAAAUGGUCGACCAUGAACCCGUGAACCCAUGGGCACACCACCAAAUUUUGAUUGACAAGAUCCACCGAAUGCUAAUGAAUUUUCCUCCUUACUAGGAAUCCGGAAACAUCAGAAACACAUGCUUUGAGAAUAGGACAAGAUCAAAGAAUAGUCAAGAAAGUCCAAAUCUAGGGAACAAAAGGAUCCAGCUGGCAAUACAGGAAUUCAGCGAAUAACAGAUCAAACAAAAGCAAAGAAGGGCGGUGCCUAAGGCAGGAUGAAUGGCGCAUGAACAAAAGAACUACAACUUGCUUUAACUGCGGAGGAAAAUUUCUCCAUCCUAAAGAUAAUCCAUGCCCAGCAAAAGGAAAGACAUGUAGAGCGAAACGAAACCACUUUGCAAAGUGUAGUAAAACUACCUUAAAACAACCUCAAGUGAAUGAAGUGAUCAAACUACAAACAGAUGAGAUGUGUACAAUCAGCUUGACUCGAGUAGUGAUGAAGAAUAUGCGUUGUUCACUCCCAAGUAAUCAACGCAAUGAACUCAGAUAGCCAAAGUGGAUUGCUCAAAACGACCGUAAUAAUUGAAGCGACUGAAGUCAGAAUGCUGAUAGAUUCUGGUGCGAGCGUAAACAUCAUAGACAAAAUAACGUAUCGAACCUUGUUACAAGAAAUGCCAUCAAUUAAACUUGAACACACAAACAUCAAGCUAAAGUCGUAUGGCUCAAAUAAGACACUAUCCGACUAACUACGUUUUGUGCAACGUAGUUAAGUCGAGCAGUUAUGUUACUACAGUCAAGGAGUUUACUACGGUAGUUAGCGUUAACUAUAGUUAAAGUUAAUUACGUUUUUACAUAACCGACCCCCGACGCUUAAUCGCUGAGGUUGUCGAAACGUCAGUCACCAUCACAAUGACAUUCCUCAGGAAUCUACUAACAUGGACAAUCUAUAUCCACAAAUAUGUAACGAUACGCCUGGAUUCAAACCUUCGUUUUAAAAUGUUUAUGUUUUACUGUGUGUACUGUUUAUAAACAAACUUUUUUUGAAAAAAUUAAAGAAGAGUUUAUCUUCAAUCAUAUUGUUGCGAUUGCGCAAACUA